UUCAUUUUUUUUUUAACUAAACGGGAUUAUAAACAACCGAUAUUUACCGCUGUGAUUACUCUUCCAUCAGAAUGACAGUUCAAACAAAAGCUUUUAACGACUGCAGAGGUAGCAACGUAGCGUAAAGAAAAAGCUAACGUUGGUCGUUAAGUUAGUUAGCGUUGGUCUAGUUCCGUCAUUAUUCGGUUACUCGGUAACGGUUUACAUGUCCAUGUACGCCGUGGAAUAACGCUUAUUAGCUUUAAUACCACCAAAAGCCUUGAACCGACGGCGAGUUUCAAGCUGUUCAACCUGCCUCGAGUUAACUUUCCCCUUUACCAGAAACCAACACUGGACGUUACCUUACCUGUGCCAGGGAGCUGAAUGGCCUCCGUUGUAGCGGUGAAAACUGAGAAGAGACCUGCAGCUGAUUCUCAGGAUGCAGACUCAAAUGCUAAAAAGCCCAGGAAACUGCUGCCCAGCUUGAAGACGAAGCGAGCCCCCGAGCUGGUCCUGGUCAUCGGCACGGGCGUGAGCUCUGCAGUGGCCCCUCAGGUCCCUGCCCUCCGGUCCUGGAAAGGUCUCAUCCAGGCCCUGCUGGAUGCAGCCAACGACUUUGACCUCCUGGAAGAGGAGGAGAGUCGGCGUUUCCAGAAGCACAUGCAGGAAGAUAAGAAUUUGGUGCAUGUGGCCCAUGACCUCAUUCAGAAACUUUCCCCGAGAACAGGCAACGUGCGAUCCACCUUCUUCAAAGACUGUCUAUACGAAGUGUUUGAUGACUUGGAGUGUAAGAUGGAGCAUGCUGGGAAACAUCUCCUGCGGUCCGUGCUGCAGUUAAUGGAGAGCGGCGCACUGGUCCUCACUACAAACUUCGACAACCUGUUGGAGAUCUAUGCAGCCCACCAGGGCACCAAACUGGAGUCUUUGGACCUGACGGAUGAGAAAAAGGUGUUGGAGUGGGCUCAGGAGAAACGGAGGUUAAGUGUGCUGCAUAUUCACGGUGUUUACACUAACCCCAGUGGUAUCGUGCUGCACCCUGCUGGCUAUCAGAACGUACUAAGGAACACUGAGGUUAUGCGAGAGAUUCAAAAGCUCUACGAGACCAAAUCCUUCGUGUUCCUCGGCUGCGGGCGCACAGUGGACGACACGACCUUCCAAGCUUUGUUCCUGGAGGCAGUCAAACACAAGUCGGACCUGGAACACUUCAUGCUGGUGCGGCGAGAGGACGUGGGUGAGUUCAAGAAGCUGCGUGACAACAUGCUGGACAAGGGCAUCAAGGUCAUCUCCUAUGGAGACGAGUACGCCGACCUGCCUGAGUACUUUGAGAGGCUGGCCAACGAGAUCUGCAACCGGGAUGUGUCCACCAAUGGCUGGGGAUCUCCCUCACAAAACGAAGAGGAAGAGCAGAAUGGCUUUAGCACACAGAAAAGCCUCCUUCAAGGUUAGGACUGAAUGUUUCUCUUUGACUUCAAGCAGUGGCCACUUGUGAGAGACGUUCUCAGCGUAAUGCAAUGCCCCUUUCCAAGACUCUUGUUUUCUCACUGCAUGCUGGUAGAUUAAACAAAAUCCAAGCCUGUUCUUUGGAUUUCAGUGACAAAAGAGCUGCUGAUAUUCCUUUACACAAAGAUAGGACUGUCUUUACAGUAUUAAUAUUGUCAGUGGCAAUGUUUCAGUUGAUACUUCUUGUUUGCCAACUGUUCACUUAAGUCCUUCCUUUUCUUUUUGCCCCAGACUAUCAUUCUUGACAGGCACACAGUCGGAAUGACUAUCAGUCACUUCCCCCACAGCUCCACAGAGAGACCGUCUACUCUGUGUUAUAAUCAAGUCUGAUUGUAAUGAAAGCAUUUAAGAAUCCACGGGAGAGCUAAAAGCUGUCAGUGUUUGUCAGAUGCUACUUUUAUUUGUUCCCUUCAGUUCGUUUAUCUGCCAGUCUCAGGUAAGCAGAUGACAGAAUGUUCGUACAUCAGCUGGACCGCGAAGAUAGUUCUGGAUCCACUGAGCGACGCUGACAGCGCUGUUUGGAUUCAGACGUACUGUAAAUAAGGAUGCAGCUAAAUAAACUGCAUCACUUUGACCUAACCGCCCUGAGCGGAGACGCUCCUGGGCUUUAGCUAUAACGCACAUCACAUGCUCUUAACUGAAAACAGUUGUGUGUUGAAGGAUCGAACGGGCCAUCCUCAGCUGUGCAACUAGGCAAAGGAAACCUCAUCCCACCACUACAGGCUGGGAAUAAUUUAUCACGACAUAGAUGGUAAAUCUGUCAGUGUUAUGAUUCUGUUCAGAAAAGUAUGUUUUCAUAGCGGAGCAGUUCUCUGCCGGUAGCGACCUCUUUGCCACUCCUGUGCUGAAAAUAAACAUGUUCUUUGUAAGCCUUUUUUUUUUUGUAUUUUUAAUACUUGCAUGUGUUCUCCGAUUUAGUAUUUAUAAGUGCUAUUUUCAAAAUAAAGCUUUUGGUAUCCCA
This is a messenger RNA of Mugil cephalus (flathead mullet), 2440 nucleotides long. It is a transcript of the gene siral1, whose product is annotated as family with sequence similarity 118 member B. Lineage: Eukaryota; Metazoa; Chordata; Actinopteri; Mugiliformes; Mugilidae. The record is from RefSeq and is a predicted model, not a curated record. The transcript has 7 exons. The coding region runs from base 364 to 1425 and encodes 353 amino acids.